AUGUCCAGUUUCAAUGAGCCUAAGCUCAAUGAUCUCAUUCCCACCCUCACCGGUGCUGAAACUUCGUCUCCUGGAACAACUCUCUUCGCUGGGCUCUCGACGUACGCGAUAAGCAACUUUACGAGCUUCUUAUUGCCAGUUCCUACUAUCAUCCCUGCAGCCCCCGCAACUGCAACCACUCCUGCGAUCCAAGCAGCCACAACUGGACCUGAUCCAGCCGAACUGGAGGAAUGGGAGACUAAGUCACGCUUUAUUAUUCCCUGGAUCAACGCAAAGAUCUUUGAUAAUCUCAAGUGUUACAUUGACACCGCUGAGAACGCUUUUGUUGCCUACAAUAAUCUUCGUCAAGCCUCCACCUCACUGAUCUUAACUGGAUUCGUUCGUUAUGUGAAAUGCACUAGUUUAUUCUACCAUGGAACCAAGCAGGAUCCCCAGGACUUCAUCAAUCGCUGGCGAGCCGCUCUAGAAGAGGCUUCUCGGUUUUGUGGUCCUUUCCCUAGCCGGCACAUCUACUAUCAACUUCUAAUCGCGAUCGGAUACACCAAGGAUAUACGCCAGUGGCUGGAAUUACUCGAGCAAGACCCCUUGGCCACUUGCGAAUCGAUUUUAAAGCAGACAUACGCGGACUUUGUGACCUCUGAGCAUAGUCGCCUCCCCCCCUGGCAAUACCAAUCUGUUCAUAUGUCCGCUCUUGAUACUAAUUCUGCUUCCUCUCCCUCCAAGCAUGGUCGCGUGUCACAAUACUGCGAGUUUCACAAGAGCAGGGCUCUACACUCCACUGAUGACUGCUAUCUCAAUCCUACCACCUGCAACAACCUUCAUAACGACGGUAUGGAAUGGGGGGGUCCCCUUUUGCUACAUCUUCAUUUCUUCUGCAUUAGGCAUCAACGGUAUGGUCAAAUUGCUCUCUCUCAUGUCGGUUCGUGA
Molecule: messenger RNA, 927 nt
Organism: Penicillium manginii
Lineage: Eukaryota; Fungi; Ascomycota; Eurotiomycetes; Eurotiales; Aspergillaceae
Exons: 2
Coding region: 1-927 (308 amino acids)
Source: RefSeq, a predicted model, not a curated record